Molecule: messenger RNA, 480 nt
Organism: Trypanosoma rangeli
Lineage: Eukaryota; Euglenozoa; Kinetoplastea; Trypanosomatida; Trypanosomatidae
Exons: 1
Coding region: 1-480 (159 amino acids)
Source: RefSeq, a predicted model, not a curated record
AUGGCGCCGACGCAAUUCCCUCUGGAGGGCAGCGGCCCCCCCCAGGCAUCCGAGAAGGGUUUCCCCCCAGAACCCCCUAUCCCUAUCGCGCACUGCCCCUGUUCAAAGGGGAUCUGCAUUCUUUCUUUUGGGGGCGGGCGCCGUAAGGCGGAUGCGCGACCCACUCGCAAAAUGCUUGCGGGGUGGUGGCGGCUUCUGCGGCAGGGUGCGGUGCGUUUUCUUAAGUUGCGCUGCCGAUCCUUCCUUUCGGAGCUGGGGCGAGGGCAACGAAAACAUGAAAAGAAGCGUGGCGGGCGCGAGGUAAUCGGUGGCUGCGCGGGCGGAAAGAAAAACACACACCGGCGUGCCCGGAGAACUGUCGGCGAAGUUGGUUUAGCACGGGGGUGGCGCGCGCAUCGGCCCUUCCUUUCUCCCUGCUUCACGCCGGCCUCGGCCCCUGAAUCUCAGCGAGAUGCCGCGCCCAAACCGCAAGCGGACUGA